UGCAAAUCCAAUUUUCUUCAUGGUUAAAUAAGGACAAUACGGCUCCUUCUACGUUUUGAUCUGUAGAAAAAGAACAAUUUUAAUAAAAUAUUUACAUAUUUUAGUUUAAUCAUCUUCGAUCAAAUUGAUCAGGAAAAUACAAACAUUGUUUUUGAAGCAUUUUUUCAUGAAUUAUGACAUUUAAAGUUUCCUUCCCCUCAUUUUCUUAGUUUUUACAUUGAUUUUUUAACAAACUAGAACCACCAGGACAGAGUGGAGUUAAUCUGCUCCCCCUCCACUUUUGCUGAGUCUUCACAUUGCUCCGUAACUGCAGAGAAACAGGAUGCCAGAGAGCUGCAGAGAGUUACCUGACGGAACGGAGAGAAAAACAGCAGAAUGAGGCGGUAUGUGAGUGAUUAUACUAUAGAAGGAGGGAGGGGAAAGACGAGGGGACGCCACGAAGUGAGGAUCCAUCACUGUGUCAUGGGACAAGCACAAGUCACCCCGCUGGAGGUGGGAUCGGAGGACAUUUACAGAUGGAGGACCUCCGCUGGGAGGUCGAUCUGACCUCAGAGGUUUCUUUCAGAUUUUAUUAAACUCUCUGAGGGAUUUCUGGGACGUCAUGUAGAGCAGGGAGCCUCGUCAGGUUGGGCCGUUUUUGUAUCCGUAUUUAGUGGUGUGGGAUGCCCUGCUAGCCUCAUGGAUCCUCAGCAACCCGUUUUUAGCCUGAUGAAGCGUUUCUGCCCCUGUCUGAGCCUGCUGCCUCUACCAAGUCAGGACUGGAGUAAGAGCGAUGAGCGCCUCCUGCAGGCCGUGGAGCAGAACGACCCCGACAAGGUCUCGGCGCUCAUCGUCAAAAAGGGCCUCUGUCCCACCAAGCUGGAUGGCGAGGGGAAGUCGGCGUUUCACCUGAGCGUGUCCAGAGGUCGGCUGGACUGCCUGGAGGUCAUCAUCGCUCAUGGAGCAGACAUCAGUCUCCCCGAUGGAGCUGGCCUGAGCGCUCUUCAUCUGGCUGCCAAAAACGGCCAACCCGAGUGUUUGAAGAGACUCUUACAGGAAAGGUUAUCUGUGGACUGCACUGACAGCAUCGGCAGAACUCCUCUUCAUCAUGCAGCAGUCAGCGGUUGUCUCGGCUGCGCUGAGAUCCUUUGGGACUUUAAAGCCAAUCUGGACGUUCAAGACAGUGAUGGAGCCACGCCGCUGAUCCUCGCAGCCCAAAUGAGCAGAGUGGAGCUGUGCGUCUUCCUGUUGGGUCGAGGUUCCGAUCCGAACAUCCAGGACAGUCAGGGAAGAUCCGCCUUAAUGGUGGCGUGUGAGAGUGACGGCAUCGAGACGGUUGAGGCGCUGUUGAGGGGCGGAGCCAACACGCAGCUGGUCGACUCUCUGGGACACAAAGCUGUGGACUACAGCAUCACCACAGGAAACCAAAGCAUCAUCCUCAGCCUGCAGAAUGGCGUCCCUGCAGGCGGUGGAAGCGAGCAGCCCACCCCCAUCCCCUCAGCCGCCUCAUCGGUGCAGGGGGGCACCACCCCCCGCAAACGGAAAGCUCCUCCACCGCCACGCUCCCCCCUCCAGGGUUUGCCGCCCUCUCCGAAACCUCGCAGUCCGGCUCCGGCUGCGCAGUCGCCUGAACCCCAGAAGUCUCCCUCCCCCUCAGAAAUGCAACAGUCCGCCCAGGCGGAGGACGAAGAGGUGUUUGAGGAAAUCCGCCGUCUGCGUCUGGAGAGAGGUCGUCUGCUUCAGAAGAUCAAAGCUUUGGAGCAGCAGCAGCAGAGCGCCCUGUCCGCCCUGGAGGAGCUGUCCCAGCUGAAGCAGCGACUGGAGGAGGCGGAGGCGGAGCGGGACAAGCUGCUGGAGGAGCUGAAGGGGGGGCAUGUUAUUGGAGCGAGUGACUCCGACGACAUGGAUGAAAUGUUUGACUUCCCCGAGAAGCUUCUCUCCAAACGCUCCAGAGCCUCCCUGGCUCAGGAUGAACCGGACUCGGACCGCCGCGCUACGGACGCCGCAGAUCCGGAAACGGUCUCUGAGCUCCGCAGACAAAUCGAGGAGCUGACGUCACAGAACUCUGAGCUUGUUCUGAAAGUCCAGAUGUUGGAGAUGUUUGAGAAAGACGACACGGACAUGCAGGCCACCAGCACGGACUCGGUUCCUCUAGCUCAGUACCAGACCCUCAGGAAGGAGUACGAGGUCCUCCAGGAGCGCCUGGCUCAGGAACAGGCUUCGGAUGGAGACUCCACUGCAGCCGAGGAGCCAAACAACCAGACGUCCGGAGCAGAUCCAGAGAGCGUGAAGGCCCUGAGGGAGAAGCUCCGCAGCACGGAGGAGCAGCUGGAGGAGCUGAAGGAGCAGAUGCGACUCGGGGUACUUUCCGUGGAGUGCGGGGAGGGGGGUGUUGCAGCAACAGUUGCUCAAGCAGCAAAUGCGGAGCAGAGCCAGGAGGCGCGACAGCUGAGGGCCCGGGUGACCGAGUUAGAGGAGGAGCUGGCGAGGCGAGCGGGCGAGGCUGACGGUGACCUCAUCAGACAGCUGACGGAGAAAGUGGAGGUGCUGCAGGCUGCCCUGGAUCAGAAGGAGGAGCGGGGAGCAGAGGAGGCGCUCACGUCUCUUCAGGACAAGGUGGUGGAGCUGGAGGCCGCCCUGGCGGAGAGCAGGACAUCAGGGAGGGAGGGGGAGGAGCCAGCAGACGGAGAUCAGGUCCGCCUCCUUCAGGAGCGGGUGACCGAGCUGGAGGGGGAGCUGAGGAGGCACGUGCCGCGCUCGGAGCUGGAGGAGCUGCAGGUCACUCUGGGGAUCCAGUGUGAUCAACUGGCACGGGAGAGAGCGGACGUGGCGAGAAGGCUCAACGAUGCGCUCCUGGAGCUCGAGAGGCUCCGCCCUCCUCCACGGGGAGACGGUGAGGACGAAGAGGAGGAGGAGCAUUCGGAGAGCUCCGAGCCGUCCGUCACGUCAGGGCGCACCUUAGCCGCCGUGAGGGAGGAGCUGGAGGUGGCCCGCCAGGAGGCGGCGCAGGCUCUGGAGUGUCUGUGCGCGGAGCGCGAGGGGCGGGCGCAGGACGCCCUGCAGCUGGGAGACGCCGUGCCGCUGUCCAAACACAAGGAGGCGCUGUCUGCCGUCUCGGAGCAGCUGGCUCAGACCCUGCAGGAGCUCCAGGAGGAGAGGAGUCUGAGGGCCGGCGCCGAGGAGACGGCCCGCCGGCAGGAGGACGCCGUCCCCAAAGAGGAGCACGACAAAAUCAAGGCAGAGCUCGAGCGCUCCCUACAGGCCAGUGAGAGCAGUGCAGCUGCAGCUCGGGAUGCCCUGAACGAGAAGGAGAUGGAGCUGAGAGAGCUGAAGUCUCAGAGGGCUGCAGAGCAGGGUCUGAUCUCCAAGGAGGACCACGAGGCCCUGCGGCUGUCCCUGCAGGCGGAAAUCAACGCCAUCUCUGCUCGCUUCAACGAUCUCACCCGCAAACACGAGAAGACGUGCACCGAGGUCCAGAGGGAGGCGCUCUUCCACAAAAGUGAGCGCCAGGCGGCCGAGUCGCAGCUGGUGGCCGUGCAGCAGCGGCUCUCUGAGCUCCAGGCCCAGUCCAGCCACAUCCAGGAGCUCCACAAAGACAUCCAGGAGUCCCAGGGGCUCGUGAAGGAGAAGGACCGCAAGAUUACAGAGCUGUCCAAGGAGGUGUUCCGCCUGAAGGAGGCGCUAGGGGCGCUCUCGCCUCCUCUGGGUAUCUCCUCUUCUUCCUCAACGUCCCAUCAUGGUAACCAGGGGCAACAAGUGGCUCUGCAGAACAGGAUUAGUAUACUUACCCAACAGCUGCAGGAUUGGGAGAGAAAGCACAAACAGGUGGUCGCUGUGUAUCGCUCCCAUUUACUGUCAGCCGUGCAGGGUCACAUGGACGAGGAGGUGCAGCGUCUUCUCUUCCAGAUCCUGAGGAUGUCCCAGCAGGGACACUGACGUCCUCCUCUUCCUGCAGAGCUGCAGCUUCAGCGUUUUUAACAUUCAAGGUCAGAAUUAACGAGAUCUGGUCCACAAGCCAAACCCUGCAGGUCUGAGCUCAGAUUCUGCUGCUCGAGACUCUGAUUCCAUCCCGUUUAAAGAUAGAUAACCACGCAGUCACAUGACUCAGAGAGGAGCGAGUGCCUUUGUUAGGAGAACCAGGAAGUGCAGAUAAAGAGUUUAUUUUGAAGGCGGAUGGAGAUACUUGACUGCUCAUUUUAUAUCAUGUUGUUAUAAUAAAGACUGCUGCUCUGCACAAAGUUCAUCAUUUAA
Messenger RNA from Oryzias melastigma (Indian medaka), 4230 nucleotides. It is a transcript of the gene ankrd24, whose product is annotated as ankyrin repeat domain 24. Lineage: Eukaryota; Metazoa; Chordata; Actinopteri; Beloniformes; Adrianichthyidae. The transcript is spliced from 22 exons. Bases 679 to 3915 code for a protein of 1078 amino acids. The record is from RefSeq and is a predicted model, not a curated record. Gene Ontology annotation, molecular function: actin binding.